This is a messenger RNA of Nematolebias whitei (Rio pearlfish), 3806 nucleotides long. It is a transcript of the gene sema6cb, whose product is annotated as sema domain, transmembrane domain (TM), and cytoplasmic domain, (semaphorin) 6E. The transcript has 22 exons. Gene Ontology annotation, biological process: neural crest cell migration; negative chemotaxis; axon guidance. NCBI's taxonomy places the organism in Eukaryota, Metazoa, Chordata, Actinopteri, Cyprinodontiformes, Rivulidae. Gene Ontology annotation, molecular function: semaphorin receptor binding; chemorepellent activity. The record is from RefSeq and is a predicted model, not a curated record. Bases 555 to 3806 code for a protein of 1083 amino acids.
UGUGGGGCGUCUCUUCGCUACGCUGGCUCUUUGGGAAUACUAACAGUUUAAGCUUCAAACUAACAACUCGUUCGUUGUCUUCUUUAUCGCGACUUUGAAUCGCCCCAGAACGAGCGACGUGUGUUUUUGUCAGUGGAAGUAGCAGGGAGACAACAAAAGAUUCACAGACGGCUUCAGCUGAAGCCUGCUCCAAUCCCGUUUGCUCAGUGGGUUUCUGACUGUUUGAAAGCUGUAAGGCCGGAGGAAAGUUAAUGAGAAGACUUGAUCAUCUGACACUUUGCCUUCAGCGUUCCUUUAUCCCAUCUGUUGUUGACCACUAAUUUGCAGCGGAACUUUGUUGAAGGCUGAGCACUCCUAAAGGGGGAACCUCUAAGGAGUUUUUCACCUCUAACGUCCCACCAACCACGCCAUAUUCAUCCUUUAUUUGCUGAAAGUGCUUCCUCGGAGGAGCAGAGAGAACACAGUGUUGGAUCGGAGAACGUGACCAAACUGUGGACUUGGGGAGUCUGUUGUGGACCAUGUGUUUCUGGUGACGUCCCCCUUCUUCUGCCAACAUGAGGCUGAUGCCCAAACUGCCUCAGCCCAUCCUGCCAGCCUUCCUGGCUCUCACUGUAGUUGCCUUUUUACCUCAGCUGUCCUCAGGAGCAGCACCAUUUCCCCAAGACCUGGAACCAAUCAGCAUUGUGGGAAGAGAAUCUUCGUACCUCUACCCCAGCUUCCAGGGGCUCAUGUCAGACAACGACACACUCCGCCUGGGCCUGGACUUCCAACGUAUGCUGAGAAUCAACCACAUGCUUUACAUCGCUGCCCGGGACCAUGUGUUUGCAAUCAAUCUCGCCAUGUCAUCUGAUCAGAUAAUCCCACAGCAGAAACUGACGUGGAAAACGAAGGAUGUGGAGAAGUGCACUGUGAGAGGGAAGAACAGCGAUGAAUGUUACAACUACAUUAAAGUGCUGGUACCACGUAAUGACGAGACUCUGUUUGCCUGCGGCACAAACGCCUUCAAUCCCACCUGCCGUAACUAUAAGAUGUCGACGCUGGAGCAGGAAGGAGAGGAGGUGGUGGGACAAGCUCGAUGUCCCUUUGAGUCCCGCCAGUCCAACGUUGGUCUUUUUGCAGGUGGUGAUUUCUACUCUGCAACCAUGACCGACUUCUUGGCCAGUGAUGCGGUCAUUUACAGAAGUCUGGGUGAAAGUAGUCCCGUUUUACGUACCGUCAAAUAUGACUCCAAAUGGCUAAGAGAACCUCAUUUCCUUCACGCCAUUGAAUAUGGGAACUACGUGUACUUUUUCUUCAGCGAGAUAGCUGUGGAGUACACCACUCUAGGAAAGGUUGUUUUCUCCAGAGUCGCGCGCGUUUGUAAGAACGACAACGGUGGCUCCCCGAGGGUUCUGGAACGAUACUGGACAUCUUUCCUCAAAGCCCGUCUGAACUGUUCCGUGCCCGGAGACUCUUUCUUUUAUUUUGACGUCCUGCAGUCACUGACCAACGUCCUGCAGAUCAACCACCGGCCGGCUGUCCUUGGAGUUUUUACCACGCAGGCCAACAGCAUCACUGGCUCAGCAGUCUGUGCCUUCUACAUGGACGACAUCGAAAAGGCCUUCAACGGUAAAUUCAAGGAGCAGAGGAACAGCGAGACGGCUUGGACACCUGUUCCAGAGGAGCAAGUCCCCAAGCCGAGACCAGGCAGCUGCGCCGGCGAGGGCUCUGCGGCCGCCUACAAGACUUCCACCACCUUCCCUGAUGAAACGCUGACCUUCAUCAAGUCCUAUCCACUCAUGGACGAGUCCGUUCCUUCAGUCAACGACAGACCCUUCUUCACCCGCACCACCAGCAGGUUCAAGCUGACCCAGAUUGCGGUGGAUACCUCAGCAGGACCGUAUAAGAACUACACCGUGGUGCUGCUGGGUUCAGAUAACGGCCAUGUUCUUAAACUCCUGGCCAGCACCGAGGGAGCCAAUGCAUCUUUCAGCACCCAGCUCCUGGAGGAUAUUGAUGUCUACAACCCUAACAAGUGCAACGUGCGGGGCGAGGACAGACGGGUGCUUGGCCUCGAGUUGGACCGGGACCAUCAUGCACUGUUUGUGGCGUUCUCCAGCUGUGUGAUCCGUGUCCCGCUCAGCCGCUGCUCCGAGUAUAGCACCUGCAAGAAGAGCUGUUUGUCUUCACGGGACCCUUACUGCAUGUGGCUCAAGUCAGGCAGCUGCGUGCCGGUGUCACCUGGAUUCAAAGGCGGGUUUGAACAGGAUGUGGAGAACGGCUACCAUCAGCAUCCUGAUACCUGCCACGAUGUGUUGGCGACCACUCGCAAGCAAAACACAGCGCUAGAUUCAGUGUAUGGGAAGACCACCCCCACAAGCGCCAGCACUACCCGCCAUGGGGCGGCAUUCCCAAAGGAGGCAGGUGACUCUGAAAGAGGUACAGGUCCUGAUCGCCUUCCCCCUGUGGGGGAACAAGGGUCACCUGACUCAGAGCCAAUCAGUGUGGAGAUGGAGGGUGUGAGACGACCUCCAGAGCUGGAGAGGACCAAUCACAGUGUCCAUUACACCCUUCUGAUAGCUUGUGUUUUGGUGGCCUUUGUUCUUGGAGCCUUUGUCUCUGGAUUUCUGGUCUCGUGCUACUGUAACCACACAGGCCACAAGACAAAGAAAUUGUCCAAAGAUCCUGAAGCCUCGAUCCCACAUGCGUUGUCGCUCCGCAGUCUGGCAAAGCUCAAUGGUCUCCUGGACAGCCAGAGUAAGGAGGACAAGGAGCUGUCGUCUCCAAAAAUCUACAAUUCAUUUUUCACUAACAGCAAAGAGCAUCACGCACCCAGGAGAAAUAUCCACCAUGGAAUGACAAUGGGAGAUCUGGUUCACCCUCACAAUCAUCACUUCCACACCUCCUCAGAGCUGUCUGGUCUGCCUACACCAGACUCAACCCCUGAACUGCCCAUCAAGAGUAUGAAAGCCUUUAAGAAUCAAUGGGAAAAGAACCAGAACUGCAACAAUGCUAAAGAACCAAAGUCUCAUAACAUUGGCUCCAGGCCCAGUUCAGCUCUGCUUCACCAGCAGGUCUACCCUUACUCCCAUGGCCUGUCCAACGGGCAGCCAGUUGGUCACCUGCAUCCAGAAGAACGUAAAAUUCACAACGUUGAGCGCGUUUUAUCACAGCCUUACCCCAGCUACUCUCAGAAAGUGAUGGAGGUAACAUCGCUGGAUGAGCUUCUGAAGCACAUCCAUGAUGCAAACGCCAGCAAAACCUCCCAGUUAAUGAGCCCAUCAGGCCUGAUGGCCACUGGAGGAGGAGGACAGCUCGCCUUUUCCAACAGAAUUCAACCACAUAUUCCCGAGACAGAAUCAGCCCCUUACUACAGCUCCUCUACUUUACCCCGGGACAGUCUCACUCGUCGCAUGGACGUUCCUCCUGACAUCCCCUCGCACCACCAGUCCACUCUAGAGAGGAGGCACUCCUCCCAGCGGCAGUCACUGAUCGCUGCGGCUACCAAAAUGCCCAGUGUGGGUGCAGUCGGAGGAGGAAUGAUCCCCCGGCAGCACAGCUUCAACCAGCGGAACGGUGGGCCUCACCAACCACCUCUCCUUCUGGCACAGAUGAACUCGACAGGCAGCACUUGUGAGGUUCACUAUCCUCUCAUCCCAAAUGCGUACCUGACACGCCAACAUAGCUAUAACGGAGAACAGCUGGAGGUCCAGCACAGAGGUGCCAUUGUCCGCCGGGCAUCCUCUCUCAAACCUGAUGUCCCUCCUAAGCCUCUGUUCAUACCAGCUACAUCUCCAGUCAAUGAACAAGGAAAAUUUAACUACUGA